AUCCCAUGGGCGACGCCAAAGCGACGUCGUUUUACCUCCCUCCCGGUUGCCGAUUUUACCCCUCGGAGGAGCAGCUCCUCUGCUACUACCUCUCCCGCAAGAACACCGCCGCCGCCGCCUCUGACGGCAUCUCCGGCGACGAGGACAACGGCUACGAUUUGAUCAAAGAGCUCGACUUGUACGGCCAUGACCCGUUUGAUUUGCCGGACUACGCCUGCUACCCGUACGGCCGCGGUGGCCGGAAGCGGCACUGGUACUGCUACACGGUUAGGGUCUUGAAGGAGCGGCGGGCGAAGAGCGGGUAUUGGAGGAGGAAAGGGAGGGUUAGGGACGUCGUCGGCGGCGGAGGGAAGGCGGUGCUGGGGCGGAGGAGUAGCUUUGUCUUUUAUUUGGGGAAUUCGCCCAAGACGGCUGUGAGGACUGACUGGGUGCUCUAUCAGUACGCUCAGGUUGAUCAUCUUCAGGCCUCUUUUGUCCUGUGCCGAGUAUUUGUGAGAUCUCAGGGUGGAACUAGCAUAUCAGAGAAUGGCUUAAGUUCAUGCGCUGAAGAAACUGUUUCCACAGUACGUCACAUUGGAAUUCAGCAUGAUGGAUUUAAUACUCCUCAUAUUGUUCCUGAGAUUCACGUUGACAAAUCUGUGCCUAGGAACACUGACAAGUCAAACGAUCAAAUGAGACUGGAGACUGAGGUAGAUAAGCAAGUCGAGACUGGGCAUCUAUUUCAAACUAAUGAUCAGGUGCCGUCAUUUAUGGUCGGUGUUAAUAAUCCAGUAUUGCUUGAUGGUUUGUCUUCUGAGCAUCUGAUGUCCCUUAUUGAGGGAGACUUUAUAGAGUUGGAUGAUCUCAUCGACUGAUUAGUAUCUUAAAACAAUUGGAUAUGUCUUAUUAGACUGUGAUCAAAGAUUAGCUCUCAAAGUGGUGAAGGUUUACCUUAAUUUUCAGAGUAAAAUAGCAGCUGAAGCAAUUAAUCUGAGGUGUUACAUUUCAAGUUGUACAAUUGUUCUGAUACUGUAAAUACACAAGGAUGAGAAGAGAACCCUAAGAUCAUUAACUUAAUGGUUGUAAAGUUCAGAGGCAGGAUCUCCACCUGUAAAGAUUUGCUUACGCCUCAAAGGGGUGGUUUUCACUGGGACAAGAAAAGACUUUCUGAUGAUGAUAGACCUGAUUUAAACAAUAUUAGUAUCGGCUGUCUCACUGAGGAACACAAUACUGCUGCCUUCUAUGUCUAUGAUAUGCAAAACAUUACACUUACGGAAACAUUUAAGUUUUCCAUCACCUCUAUAGUGCCUUCCCUUGAUGAAGGUUGUCUGAUUCUGUUUCCCUUCUGUUUGUUACUGCAGAAAUUGAUAGAACUAUUAUCAAUUUUGGGUUUAAGGAAUUUUCAGUUCCUGGUGGCAUUCAGUUAAAAAAUUGUACUUUUGUUAUGCUA
Molecule: messenger RNA, 1429 nt
Organism: Argentina anserina (silverweed cinquefoil)
Lineage: Eukaryota; Viridiplantae; Streptophyta; Magnoliopsida; Rosales; Rosaceae
Product: NAC domain-containing protein 72-like
Exons: 4
Coding region: 6-854 (282 amino acids)
Biological process (GO): system development; regulation of DNA-templated transcription
Molecular function (GO): DNA binding
Source: RefSeq, a predicted model, not a curated record